This is a messenger RNA of Morchella importuna, 1248 nucleotides long. RefSeq lists its product as uncharacterized. The coding region runs from base 1 to 1248 and encodes 415 amino acids. Gene Ontology annotation, molecular function: protein-arginine omega-N symmetric methyltransferase activity. The transcript is spliced from 2 exons. The record is from RefSeq and is a predicted model, not a curated record. Gene Ontology annotation, biological process: mitochondrial respiratory chain complex I assembly. Lineage: Eukaryota; Fungi; Ascomycota; Pezizomycetes; Pezizales; Morchellaceae. Gene Ontology annotation, cellular component: mitochondrion.
AUGAGACCUAGCAUUCGCCCACAGUUGUGGGUGCUCCAAAAUAUCUUGCGACAAACACUAGCUCCAUCGCGACAUUGUUCUCGUGUUCGACAUUCUUCAACAUCAACAACCUAUUCAACCCCACUUGCGAAGCAUCUCGCUGACGCCAUCAAGGCCAAUGGCCCAAUCUCACUCGCAGUAUACAUGCGACAAUGCCUCACAAACCCUGAAGGUGGCUACUACACAACCACCCGUACCGAAGGCCGUGAUCCGUUUGGCCGACGCGGGGACUUCAUCACGAGUCCGGAGAUAUCCCAGAUGUUUGGGGAAAUGAUUGGGAUCUGGAUUGUCGCCGAGUGGAUGGCUCAGGGAAAGAAAAAACAUAGUGUGCAGAUAGUGGAACUAGGUCCAGGGAGGGGCACGUUGAUGGAUGAUGUUCUUCGUACAUUGAACUCAUUCAAAUCCCUCCGUGAUGCAAUCAGCGAGAUAUACCUUAUUGAGGCAUCCGCGUCUCUUCGUGAGACCCAGCGGAAGCUCCUCUGCGGCGAAGCCACGUCCUUCGAAUCUAUCAAAAAGGGCGAGCGCUGCAUGAGCAAAUACGGCAUCCCUAUAGUCUGGUACGAAGACCUCAGCUUCGUCCCAACUAAAACCACUGCGACUCCCCCUACUUUAACAACUCCCUUCAUACUAGCCCACGAAUUCUUCGAUGCCCUUCCCAUCCAUGCUUUCACCUCGACUACCAACGGCUGGCGCGAGCUCCUCGUCCACCACCUCCCCCCACGUACAACCCAUGCCACGCUCCACACCCCGCGUUCCCAAUCCCUCGAACCAGUUCCCGAGUUCGCUCUCACAACGGCCAAAUCCCAGACACCACACUCGGCCAUCCUCCCAGAGCUCUCCCCCCGUUACAAGGCCCUCAAGAAGCAUGUCGACGCCACGAUAGAAAUUUCACCGGAAUCACUAACAAUAAUGGAGUCUAUCUCUACCCGUAUUGGAGACUCAAAGAGUGGGGCAGCACUGAUUAUAGACUAUGGCACGGAGUCCCACAUCCCCGUGCAUUCACUUAGGGGGAUCAGAGCGCACAGGACUGUGUCUCCGUUUAUCAACCCCGGAGAGGUUGAUCUGUCCGCCGAUGUGGACUUUAUGGCAUUGGCUGAGAGGGCAUUGGAUGCUAGCCCCGAUGUAGAGGUGCAUGGGCCUGUGCAACAAGGUACGUUCUUGGGUAUGAUGGGUAUGAAGGAAAGAAUGGGAGCUCUUACGGGGGUAUGA